AUUGACGGCAGAAUCAUGAAAAAGUUUUUACUUUACAAAUACUACAAUCAAUUCUUGAAAAACAAUUAUUUUACAAUUUUAUAGGUGAAACCCAUGCCACUUUGACUGGAAGGAUCCUACACCGAUCCGCCAUUUUCAAGCGACCGAACGGGCACCAGGCGGCCACGCCGCCCGCAACAGAGAGCGACGACCAUCCCACCCCGCCGCCCGGCCGCCAAGUCCCGAAAGUCGACCAACCGACCUUCACGUAUAUAUAGAAGACCCACCGAUGACGUCAUAACGUCAACUUCAGCACCGUUUUGACGUCAUUUUUCCUUUUCCGAUCGACGGCAUAAUCAGCUGACCACGGAUUUUUACCCAGAAUGCGCCGCAAUUCAGAUGUCUCAUGGAAGUGCGACGGCGAGGCUGCGUCGGUGGGGAGCUGCGAUUUUGUGCCUUUUCCUGGCCUAAUGCGGCAUUCUCCAGUGGAAGUCAAGAAGAGAUUAUUGUCUGCACUGGACGAGGAUAGCAAUGUCAUUGAUAUGGCGGUGGUACUGGACGUCAUCAGUAUCCUCGAACAGCUCCCUAUCUCACUGGAGGCCUUGGAGGCCACGAGAUUGGGAAAGCACAUCAACGAGCUACGUAAGAAGACGGAGGACACCAGCCUGAAGAAGCGGGCCAAGGCGCUGGUGCGUCGGUGGCGUGGCAUGAUGGUCAUCCCGCAGCCGGAGCCAGCGCCGGUGGCGCCGACAGCCGUGCGGCGGAGUAGCCCGUCCGGCGCCAGUCCGCGCUCCUACCCGUCUAGUGCCAACACCAGCCCGUGUCUGUCGCGCUCCACCACGCCCGGUCUGAGCAAGCUAAGCCCCGGCCUGGUGCGGAACGUGACGCUACAGCCCAUCAGUCCGGCGCUGGGCAGCUGGCCGCGCCCGCCGGCCGCCGCGCCCGCCCACCAGGCGGCCUACUCCCCGCCGCCGGCUCAGACGCUCGACAAAACGGACGUGGCCAACAAGCGCAAGAGGAAAGCGGAGCCGGCCGGCGGCGAGAGGUCGGACAAGCGGCCGUGCUUCAACGGCGUGCAGGACGAGUGCAGUAGAGAUAGUAUCUCAGGGGAAAUCAAUUCUGAAGUGCCUCCGGCGCUGAAGGCGGCGCCGGCCAAGAAGCCGCGCCGCUCGCGCUCGGCCGCCGCCGAGGUGGCCUCCUUCGACGACCUCACCGAGAAGCUGGCGUCGGUGGCGCGCACGCCGCGCGUCAAGACCACGCGCCAGCUGCUGUCGGAUCUGGCCGAGCGCAGCGGCGACUCGGCGCUGGCGCGGCGCGCCUCGCAAUUUCCGGCCGCGCAGCCGCCGCCGCCGCCGCCGCGCCGCGAGCCGCCGCACGACCUGACGCGCAACAAGUCGGCGCACAUGCAGAAGUUUCUCAACUGGCAGGGAGGCAAGCGGCGGCCGGCGCAGCCGAUCGAGACGAUAGACCUGGAGGAGGUGGAGGCCGCGGAGGAGGUGGGCGCCGGCGAGCCGCCGGCCGAGCCGCCGCGGCCCUGGCCGACCGAGGAAGAGAUCUUGGCGCGCCUGCCGCCGCUCGACGAGAGCGCGAUCGUGUGGAGCGACGAUGAGCCGGAGGGGGAUGGCGAGCCGGCGGCGCGGACCGCCAUCGACCCCGCCCACCUCGAUGCCGGCCACCGCCUAGAGAACAUUAACGGCAAUACGAACCACGAGGGCGAGUUCAGGGAGUGGCACCAAGUUGUUACGGCAUCUACGUGCGACGGAGGCGUACUGUCCAUGUUGCCUUACGUUAUCAUUGAUUAGGCUGCUUGGCGUUUGUGCUUAUAGUCGCUUGUCGGUCCGUACUUCCUAGCGCGUAUCCGUACGCCGCGCGCGUGCUAUUGUUCCGAGCAAGUUGUGACCCCACGACAGGGAUGGCAAUGCAUACUCCAGAAUGGACCGACCGGUCACCCCAACCAUGUCUUUUUUCUGAUUGUUUCGUUCGGUUCGUGAAGUCUCAUGGCCGUGCCCCAGUUUGUUCAUCAACGCCAUCUUCCAGUGCAGUCUUUCAGACUACAGAGUAUCUCAUUUAUGUCUAAACCAAGGGCGUUCUUAUCCUGGUCGGCCACGCGGUUUGUUUGACCGACGUUGGAGUCGUGGUUGUCCGCACACACACGCAUACACAUACACUGUACAUAGGGUACUGUUGAGUUGCCAAAUAUCCGUUGUUUGUGAUAAUUGCACCUCCAAUACAUGAUCAAAUUCGCAUUACUUUGAAAGCUACGUACGGUAAGCGCCGCUAGUUUCCGCUAAUUUCCGGUUAUUGCUGGUGGUCAGAACUUGUUGGUUCGGUACGUGGCUUGCAUAGCAAGGUGUCUGGAGGUCAAUAGCAAGGUGUCUGGAGGUCAAGGCAUUGUUGAGACAUGGCGGGAACCCAACGAGUUGCGAGAAUUGUCUCAAUUUUGGAAACGUCAUGCACAUUGAGCUGAUGAAGUUUAAAGUGUUGAAUACAUGAGCUUUGCGAAA
Pollicipes pollicipes is the source of this 2483-nucleotide messenger RNA. RefSeq names its product mediator of RNA polymerase II transcription subunit 26-like. NCBI's taxonomy places the organism in Eukaryota, Metazoa, Arthropoda, Thecostraca, Pollicipedomorpha, Pollicipedidae. The transcript is spliced from 3 exons. Bases 363 to 1781 code for a protein of 472 amino acids. Gene Ontology annotation, biological process: positive regulation of gene expression; regulation of transcription by RNA polymerase II. The record is from RefSeq and is a predicted model, not a curated record. Gene Ontology annotation, molecular function: transcription coregulator activity. Gene Ontology annotation, cellular component: core mediator complex; nucleus; mediator complex.